AUGGAGCCCGCCGAACCAGGGUCCGGGGCCGACAACGAGCCCGACGACGCCUUAGUCGCGGCGCCGGACGAAGCCGAGGCGCUGCGCCCCGACGACGAGCUCGAGGCGCUCUACACCUGCACCCCGAACGCGCUCAGCGCGCCCGAGGCGGCGCUCGACCCCGACGCCGACGCCUACGCGGCGCUGAACCUCGAGGACGCGGAGAAGGAGAUCCUGCGGCAGGUCGCGCGGGACGAGGUCGAGGCGCGCCUCGAGGACUGCGGCGCCGAGGACGUCGCGCUCGCGAGUUUGUACGCCGAGUGCCGGCGCUACGAGGCCAUCGAGCGAGAAAGAGUCUCGUCCAUCCUGCGGGGCCUGCGGUCCCAGGGCGCGGCGCUCCGCGAGAUGAUGGACGCGCACCGCGGGGCCGUGCGGGGCUGCGCGGGGCUGCUGCGGCCGUCCGUCGCCGGCGCGCGCGCGCUCGCGCUGUCCGUGGCCAAGGGGUCGCGGGCCAUCGUGCACCGGGCCAUCCGCCACAUGGCCGUGUGCACGACGGUGGGGUCGCGCGCGCGCGCGUCCGUCGUCGACGCCGCGUCCUCCGUGGCGCUGCGCUGCGGCGCGGACGUGGAAUUGCAGCAGACGGCGGCGGGCUUGGUCGCGUGGUUCGCGAACGUCGUCUGCAAGCAGUCCUUCAAGGCGCUGCGGGACGCGCUGCUGGAGGCGGCGCUGGAGCUGCGGCGCGCGGAGGCGGGCGACACCGGCGCCCGCGACGAGUUCGCGCGCCCCUUCGCGACCUUCGCGGAAUUGGACGACGACCCCAAGGCCGACGCGGUCUUUAGGCUCCGCCGCGCGCUCCGGUCCGCGCGGGCCGCCGCGGCGGCCCGCGCGGCCGAGGGCGCGGGCGCCGCGGCAUUGCGCGUCGCCGACGCCGGGCGCGUCGCGGCGCGGGACUGCGCGCGGCGGGCGAAGGGCGGCGCCGCGGGCGGCGCGGCGGAGCCCGCGGCGGAGCCCGCGGUCGUGUCCGCGGCGCAGUACGAGCUCGUGCUCGCCAUCGGCCGGGCCGCGGGCCUGCCCGAGCGCACGCGCUG
Messenger RNA from Aureococcus anophagefferens, 1067 nucleotides. RefSeq lists its product as hypothetical. Lineage: Eukaryota; Pelagophyceae; Pelagomonadales; Pelagomonadaceae. The record is from RefSeq and is a predicted model, not a curated record. The annotation marks the transcript as partial. The transcript has a single exon.